ACAUAGUCCUCACCUACAACACAAUAUGAGCCCAGCAAGCUUACUGGAUCAGCCUAUUCAGCUAAGGCCGGACUACGUUGAAGAUGUUGAGGAUGUUGAAGAUGAGGUCUCAGACCAGGACGAUGACAAUGAAGACCAGUCGCAGGACAGCGAGUCCGCCCAAAGCGACUUGGGGUUUGAGGAUGAGGAGGAUGACCUAGAAUCCGUUCCAGAAGACGGACUGCCGUUGAAGGACAUCAGCUUCGGAGCCUUAGUGAAGGCACAAGAAACUUUUGAUCCACGGCCGCGCAAGCGAAAACUGGCAGAGACGCUCGAAGGACCAGUGCCACAACCGGAAAAGAAUGAAGAAGAUUCUUUUGACACCCGCAAGAGAGCCAAAGAGGCUCGCAUUGACGGACCGAAGCGAACAUCCAAACAUGCACCUGUAGUCGAAUCUGCACGAAAGCCCGUUUCGCGAAAGAGAACCAUCUUCGAGCCCGCGCCGGCGCAGAAGUUUCGGGAUCCUCGGUUUGAUCCUACAGUCAUGUCAGCCAAUCGAGACACCAACGCCACCGAGAAGGCGAGCAAGAACUAUUCUUUCUUGACACAAUACCAGGCGAGUGAGAUCUUGGACCUCAAGUCGCAGAUCAAGAAGGCCAAAGACCCCGAUGUUGUUGCCGACCUAAAGCGGAAAGUCAUGUCAUUAGAGUCCAAGCUACGUAACGCCGAAAUGCGACAGAAGCAGGAAGAAGUGAAGAGGAGACACAAGCAGCAGGAACAAGAAGCCUUGCGUACCGGGCAGAAAGCUGCACCAUACUACCUGAAAGACGCCGAGGUCAAGAAACUUGCUAAAGAAGAGAAACUACAAAGUAUGGGCAAACGUGCUCGCGAUAAGUCUGAGAAGAGACGAAGGAAGCGGGAAAAAGGCAAAGAAGCCAGAGACAUGCCUCGUGUAAGGCGGGAAAGAUGAGUGUCCUGGACCUUUUACACAACCUGACCUUACCAUUAUCCAUUGUUACGGCUUCAUCUCCAUAUCAACCACCAAUUUCCCACCUACGCCUCGAUGGUAAUCCUCCACCAACUCAUUCAGCUUCUCGAGCGGAUACGUCCUUAUCUUCGCUCUGACACCAUGACUUGCUGCAAAAUCCACCAUAGCUUGCAACUGAUGAUUUCGGCCCGUCAACACGCCCACAAGUUUGAUAUGUCUGAACACCAGAUCGCCCGGCUUGAAGCGCCAUCCAUCCUUCGGAAAACUCACGCACACGCACGUGCCGUGGUUUUUAAUAACCCCCAUCCCGAAGUCAAAGGCAGCCUGUGACUCCGGCAGGAUCAAGCUCGAAUCGCACCCCUUCUCCCCUUCGAGCCCUUUCUCCGCCGCGCCAAAGAUCCGUGCUUUCGCAUCGUCAACGGUCUCCUUCAAUGCAUCCACAAGCACGACAUUUUUGCCGUCCUCACCCAACUCCGCAACCACGUUCUCAAGCAUCUUCAUCGCAGGCGUCGUGUCUACCGCGACAACCCUCCAACCCAACUUCGCAGCAAACUGCACGCCCAAAUGGCCCAACCCGCCUCCCGCGCCGAGGAUUGCCACCGACUUGCUUCCGGCCUCUCCAUUCCCCUUUCCGCCAGACACAGCCAUAUCCACGCCCGCCGCACCCAGCGCAUUCCAAACCGUCACCCCCGCACACAUGAGCGGAGCUAUAUCCACGGCUCGCAGCUUCCCAUUCUCCGGUACACGGGCCACCUGCCUCACAUCAACAAGGCAAUAUUCUUGGAAGCCCCCGUCGCGCGUCAAGCCCAAGUUACUUGCACGCGGACACCACACGCCGUAACCACGCAGAUCGCCUCCGUUCUCCGUGCACUCGUUACACACGCCACAGCACGCGAACGCCCUUCCUGGCACGCCGACAAGCGCCCCGGCGCUGAUUCCUUUGAGUUGAGCGACUUUCUCGGCAUCCGGGCCAAGCUGCUCGACGACACCAGCGAACUCGUGAGACCCGACGCGAGGGAGGCCUUGCUGCAUAGCGCCACUCGCGAAGACGGCGUCGGUGUGGCAGUACGACGCCGCUGUCACGCGGAUCAACAGCUCAUGGCCCUGAGGUGGCGGAGGGCGGGGGAAGUCGGGUUUGAAGGUAUACGGGGUGUUGAAUGAUUCGAGGACUUGGGCGCGCAUAGUCGAUGACGAACGUCUGUGUCUGUUGAUCUGAACGACAGAUUGAUGUUGGAGAGCGGCGAUGGGCGGUUGCGGUUGCUUUAUGGCGGGCCGACUGGAGGUGCCAAAGCUAGAUCGUGAUAUAGAUUGGACGGACUUGCAGAUUGGAAGAGUAGUACUGUAGUGAUGGCCUCUGGCGUAGCUUGUAGGCAGUGAUCUGAUGGAAGCUAUGGUGACCUGCCUGUCUUGCUUCUUUAAGCGGGCUUUGAGGCCUGCUUGUGCGGUAUAGUCGAC
Molecule: messenger RNA, 2422 nt
Organism: Exophiala xenobiotica
Lineage: Eukaryota; Fungi; Ascomycota; Eurotiomycetes; Chaetothyriales; Herpotrichiellaceae
Exons: 2
Coding region: 26-949 (307 amino acids)
Biological process (GO): maturation of SSU-rRNA from tricistronic rRNA transcript (SSU-rRNA, 5.8S rRNA, LSU-rRNA)
Cellular component (GO): 90S preribosome; nucleolus
Source: RefSeq, a predicted model, not a curated record